AAGAGAGGGGCUGCGUGUGGGGAGGUUUGUGAGAACAGACGCCAAAGACCCACUUUCCGAGAGAAAGAAAGAACAUCUGCAAAAAGAUGCUGUUGUUGCAACUGGUCUUGCUCACGGUUCUCUUCCCAGGUGGUGACAGUGACGAUGCAGCCCAGGAACCCCUCUCGUUCCAUGUCGCCCAGAUCUCCUCCUUUGCCAACCAAUCCUGGGCACAGCAUCAGGGCUCAGGCUGGCUGGGUGACAUGCAGACUCACGGCUGGGACAGCGAGUCUGGCACGAUAAUUUUCCUGCACUCGUGGUCUAAGGGCAACUUCAGCAACGAGGAACUGAUCGACCUGGAGCUUCUGUUCCGCGUCUACUUCAUCGGAUUAACUCGGGAGACUCAAGAGUAUGCCGGUCAAUUGCAAUUCAAAUAUCCCAUGGAAAUACAGGUGGCAGCUGGCUGUGAGCUACAUUCUAGCGACAUUGCAAAAGGCUUCUUACGGGCAGCUUAUCAAGGAUCAGAUUUCCUGAGCUUCCAAAACAUGUCCUGGGUGCCAUCUCUAGAGAGUGAUAGCAGAGCCCAGAGCGCCUGUGACCUCAUGAACCAGUAUGAAGCCAUCAGGGAAACGGUGCACAGCCUCACCACAAACACCUGUCCCCGAUUUGCCUUGGGUCUCUUCGAUGCAGGGAAGGUGGAUCUCCAGAAGCAAGUGAGGCCAGUGGCCUGGCUGUCCAGUGGCCCCAGUCCCGGUCCUGGCCGUCUGCUGCUGGUGUGCCAUGUCUCCGGCUUCUACCCAAAGCCAGUGUGGGUGACGUGGAUGCGGGGUGAGCAGGAGCAGCAGGGCACCCGGCAAGGCGACGUCCUGCCCCACGCCGACGGGACGUGGUAUCUUCGGGUGACCCUGGACGUGGCGGCCGGGGAGGCGGCCGGCCUGGCUUGCCGGGUGAGACACAGCAGUCUAGGAGGCCGGGACAUGGUCCUCUACUGGGGACACCACCUUUCCAUGUACUUGAUCCUGUUGGCUGUGACAGUGCCCCUCAUUCUUCUGAUAGUCGUUGCAUUGUGGUUUAAGAAGCGCUGGUGA
Molecule: messenger RNA, 1067 nt
Organism: Puma concolor (puma)
Lineage: Eukaryota; Metazoa; Chordata; Mammalia; Carnivora; Felidae
Source: RefSeq, a predicted model, not a curated record